UGGUGGAGCCCAGCAAGUGCGCGCCCAAGACCUUCUGGGUGAACGAGGGCAAGCACGCCAAGUUCCGCUGCUACGUGAUGGGCAAGCCGGAACCCGAAAUCGAAUGGCACUGGGAGGGCCGCCCGCUGCUCCCCGACCGCCGCCGGCUCAUGUACCGCGACCGCGACGGCGGCUUCGUGCUCAAGGUGCUCUACUGCCAGGCUAAGGACCGCGGGCUCUACGUGUGCGCCGCGCGCAAUUCCGCGGGCCAGACGCUCAGUGCCGUCCAGUUGCACGUCAAAGAGCCCCGCCUCCGCUUCACGAGGCCACUGCAGGACGUGGAGGGCCGAGAGCAUGGGAUUGUGGUGCUGGAGUGUAAGGUCCCCAACUCCCGCAUCCCUACCGCCUGGUUUCGCGAGGACCAGCGGCUGUUGCCUUGCCGCAAAUACGAGCAGAUCGAGGAGGGCACCGUCCGGCGCCUCAUCAUCCACAGACUGAAGGCAGAUGACGACGGCGUGUACCUGUGCGAGAUGCGGGGCCGGGUGCGCACCGUGGCCAACGUCACAGUCAAAGGACCCAUCCUGAAGCGGCUGCCCCGGAAGCUCGACGUCCUGGAGGGAGAGAACGCGGUGCUGCUGGUGGAAACGCGAGAGGCUGGGGUCGAGGGGCGCUGGAGCCGCGAUGGGGAGGACCUGCCGGCCACCUGCCAGAGCAGCUCUGGCCACAUGCAUGCCCUGGUCCUUCCAGGAGUCACCCGAGAAGAAGCUGGCGAGGUCACCUUUAGCCUGGGCAACUCCCGUACCACCACUCUGCUCAGAGUCAAAUGUGUCAAGCACAACCCCCCGGGGCCCCCCGUGUUGGCAGAGAUGUUCAAGGGCCACAAGAACACGGUCCUGCUGACCUGGAAGCCCCCUGAACCAGCUCCCGAGACCGCCUUCAUCUACCGGCUGGAGCGGCAGGAGGUGGGCUCGGAUGACUGGAUCCAGUGCUUCAGCAUUGAGAAAGCUGGGGCUGUGGAGGUGCCCGGAGACUGCGUGCCCUCCGAGGGUGACUAUCGCUUCCGCAUCUGCACGGUCAGCGAACACGGCCGCAGUCCACACGUUGUGUUCCACGGGUCUGCUCACCUUGUACCUACAGCUCGUCUGGUAGCAGGUCUAGAAGAUGUGCAGGUGUACGAUGGGGAAGAUGCUGUCUUCUCCCUCGAUCUCUCCACCAUCAUUCAGGGCACCUGGUUCCUUAAUGGUGAAGAGCUCAAGAGCAAUGAGCCGGAGGGCCAAGUAGAGCCUGGGGCCCUGCGAUACCGCAUGGAGCAGAAGGGCCUGCAGCACAGACUUAUCCUGCAGGCUGUCAAACACCAGGACAGUGGGGCCCUAGUUGGCUUCAGCUGCCCAGGUGUUCAGGACUCAGCUGCCCUCACCAUCCAAGAGAGCCCAGUGCACAUUCUGAGCCCGCAGGAAAAGGUGUCGCUGACGUUCACAACCGCAGAGCGGGUGGUGCUGACCUGUGAGCUCUCCCGGGUGGACUUCCCGGCAAGCUGGUACAAGGAUGGGCAGAAGGUGGAAGAGAGUGGGUCACUGGUGGUGAAGGCAGAUGGCCGCAAACAUCGCUUGAUCCUGCCGGAGGCCGAGGUCCGGGACAGCGGCGAGUUUGAGUGCAGAACAGAAGGGGUCUCAGCCUUCUUCAGUGUCACCAUCCGAGACCCCCCGGUGCACAUCCUGGACCCCCAGGAGCACGUGUUCGUGCACGCCAUAACCUCUGAGUGCGUCAUGCUGACCUGCGAGGUGGACCGAGAGGACGCCCCUGUGCACUGGUUCAAGGACGGGCAGGAGGUGGAAGAGAGUGACUUUGUGGUGCUGGAGAACGAAGGGCCCCAUCACCGCCUGGUGCUCCCUGCUGCCCAGCCCCCAGACGGGGGCGAGUUUCAGUGCGUCGCUGGAGAUGAGCGCGCCUACUUCACCGUCACCAUCACAGACGUCUCCUCGUGGAUCGUGUACCCCAGUGGCAAAGUGUACGUGGCAGCCGUGCGCCUAGAGCGUGUGGUGCUGACCUGCGAGCUGUGUCGCCCGUGGGCCGAAGUGCGCUGGACGAAGGAUGGGGAAGAGGUGGUGGAGAGUCCAGCGCUGCUCCUGCAGAAAGAGGACACUGUCCGCCGCCUGGUGCUGCCCGCCGUCCAGCUGGAGGACUCUGGCGAGUACUUAUGUGAAAUCGAUGACGAGUCGGCAUCCUUCACCGUCACUGUCACAGAGCCCCCGGUCCACAUCAUAUACCCCCGGGAUGAGGUGACCCUGAUCGCCGUGAGCUUGGAGUGUGUGGUGCUGAUGUGUGAGCUCUCCCGGGAGGACGCCCCCGUGCGCUGGUACAAGGAUGGACUGGAGGUGGAGGAGAGUGACGCUCUGGUGCUGCAACGUGAUGGGCCCUGCCGCCGCCUGGUGCUGCCUGCAGCCCAGCCCGAGGACGGGGGCGAGUUCGUGUGUGACGCUGGAGAUGACUCAGCCUUCUUCACGGUCACCGUCACAGCCCCACCAGAGAGGAUUGUGCACCCAGCGGCCCGCAACCUGGACCUGCAGUUUGGGGCCCCCGGGCGAGUGGAGCUGCGCUGUGAGGUGUCCCCAGCUGGGUCGCAGGUCCGCUGGUACAAGGAUGGGCUGGAAGUGGAAGCAUCAGACAGCCUGCAGCUGGGUGCUGAGGGACCCGUUCGCACCCUAGCCCUGCCCCACGCCCAGCCUGAGGACGCCGGGGAGUACGUGUGCGAGACCCGUGAUGAGGCUGUCACCUUCAAUGUCCGCGUGGCUGAACCCCCAGUCCAGUUCCUGGCCCCAGAAGCAGCCCCCGGUCCACUCCGUGUGGCUCCCGGGGAGCCCGUGGUGCUGAGCUGUGAACUGUCCCGGACUGGCGCCCGUGUCGUCUGGAGCCACAACGGGACGCCUGUGCAGGAGGGGGAUGGCCUGGAGCUGCGUGCUGAGGGUCCCCGACACGUCCUGCGCAUCCUGGCUGCAGACCCCGCCCAGUCAGGCCUCUACACCUGCCAGUGUGGGGCAGCCCCAGGGGCCCCUAGUCUCAGCUUCACUGUGCAAGUGGCUGAACCACCUCCAGUGAAGCUGGUCUCGGAGCUGACUCCGCUAACUGUCCACGAGGGUGACGAUGCCACAUUUCGGUGUGAGGUCUCCCCAGCAGACGCCGAGGUCACCUGGCUGCGCAAUGGGGCCGUUGUCACUCCAGGGCCCCAGCUAGAGAUGGCCCAGAAUGGCCCAAGCCGCACCCUGACCGUGCGCGCCUGCCAGCUGGCCGAUGCGGGGACGGUGACUGCCCGAGCGGGCAGCGCAGCCUCAAGUGCCCGGCUCCACGUGCGAGAAACGGAGCUGCUGUUCCUGCGGAGGCUGCAGGACGUGCGGGCAGAGGAAGGCCAGGACGUGUGCCUGGAAGUGGAGACUGGCCGAGUGGGGGCCGCGGGCGCCGUGCGCUGGGUGCGUGGCGGGGAGCCCUUGCCCUGCGACUCCCGCCUGUCCAUGGCCCAGGACGGCCACGUGCACCGCCUCUUCAUCCACGGCGUCGUCAUGGCCGACCAGGGCACCUACGGCUGUGAGAGCCAGCACGAUCGCACGCUGGCCAGGCUCAGUGUGAGGCCGAGGCAGCUGAGGGUGCUGCAGCCUCUGGAAGAUGUGACCGUCAUCGAGGGGGGCAGCGCCACCUUCCGGCUGGAGCUGUCCCAGGAGGGUGUGGCCGGGGAGUGGGCCCAGGGAGGAGUCCGGCUGCAGCCAGGGCCCAAGUGCCACAUACAUGCAGAGGGUCACACCCACCGCCUGGUGCUCAGUGGCUUGGGCCUGGCCGACUCUGGCUGCGUCUCCUUCACUGCGGAUUCUCUGCGCUCUGCGGCCAGACUCACUGUGAGAGAGGCCCCAGUGACCAUUGUGCGGGGGCUACAGGACCUAGAGGUGACUGAGGGAGACACAGCUACGUUCCAGUGCGAGCUUUCCCAGGCCUUGGCUGAUGUCACCUGGGAGAAGGACGGGGACCCGCUCUCUCCCAGCCCUCGGCUCAAGCUUCAGGCCCUUGGCAGGCGCCGCCUUCUCCAGCUGCGGUGCUGCGGCCCCCUGGACGCCGGAACCUACAGCUGCGCGGUGGGGACCGUCCGCGCCGGGCCUGUCCGCCUGUCCGUGCGCGAGCGCACCGUGGCGGUGCUCUGCGAGCUCAGGUCCGUGCGCGCCCGCGAAGGCGACAGCGCCACGUUCGAGUGCACCGUGUCGGAAGUCGACAUCACCCGGAGGUGGGAGCUCGGAGGCCGCCCGCUGAGACCCGGAGGCCGCGUCCGCAUGCGACAGGAAGGGAAGAAACAUAUUCUGGUGCUGAGCGAACUGCGCGCGGAGGACGCCGGUGAGGUGCGCUUCCAGGCCGGACCCGCCCAGUCGGUGGCUCUGCUGGAGGUGGAGGCACUGCCUCUCCAGAUGUGCCGCCGCCCCCCUCGCGAGAAGUCAGUUCUGGUUGGCCGCCGAGCGGUGCUGGAGGUGACUGUGUCCCGCUCAGGGGGCAGAGUGUGCUGGUUGCGGGAGGGGGUCGAGCUGUAUCCGGGAGACAAGUACGAGCUGCGCAGCCACGGCCCCACCCACAGCCUGGUCAUCCGUGACGUGAGACCGGAGGACCAGGGCACCUACUGCUGCCAGGCCGGUCAGGACAGCGCCUACACUCGGCUGCUGGUAGAGGGGAGCUAGGAGGACCGAACCAGGCCAGGCGGGGCCCUCGGACAGCUUGGAAGGCGCUUGCCCUUUCUCUGGGCAGGGGUGGGAGGCAAGGGAACUGGAGGUGUUGGGAGACAAUAAAAGUGGUACAGUCCUUUCCCUGGCUCUCCGUGUGACGUGGGAAGGCAGAACCUGCCUGGACAUCC
Messenger RNA from Condylura cristata (star-nosed mole), 4858 nucleotides. RefSeq names its product obscurin-like 1 (gene OBSL1). The transcript has 20 exons. The coding region runs from base 78 to 4685 and encodes 1535 amino acids. The record is from RefSeq and is a predicted model, not a curated record. Gene Ontology annotation, molecular function: protein binding. Lineage: Eukaryota; Metazoa; Chordata; Mammalia; Eulipotyphla; Talpidae.